AUGGGCGGUGCGGCUAGGGCAAUUUCUGGAUUAAUUUUAACUAAUGAAAAUUAUGAUAAAGCAGUUGAGAUCCUAAAAGAUAGGUUUGGGCAGAGACAAGCCGUGAUCUCAGCUUAUAUGAACACGCUUUUAUCAUUACAGCCUGUUAGGAGAAUAAAUGACACCGCGGGGUUGCGUAAUCUCUACGAUGAAAUUAACAACAGCAUAAGAAGUUUAGAGUCGUUGGGAAUUGAUAUAGAUUCUUACGGUAACUUAUUGUAUCCGAUUCUAGAUAGAUGCAUAUCUGUUGAAUUGAUGUUGUUGUUCAAUAGAAGUCAGGUUGAAAAGAAAGGUAUAAAAUGUAAAACCUGUGGAUCACAAUCCCACUUGGAGUACUUGUGUGAAAGAGGUCAGAGACCAAGUAAAAGCGGUAGUGUUGAAGGAUCUUCCAAUGAGUCCAAAGACGUAGGUGUUAAUUCAUUGUUUCGAGAGUCAAUGAUCAAUACUGAAAAACGACAUAAUAUCUAUUACCAAACAGCUAGAGCCGAUGUAGUGGGUUCAAAUAAAAUCGCUCGAGGGAUUAGAAUUUUAAUUGACAGCGCUUCCGAAGCUAGCUUUCUUUUAGAAAGUAUUGCAGAGGAAGUCGGAUUACCUACUGUGUCAGUUGAGAAACUUAAAAUUCACACUUUUGGGUCUCAAUCACCCCACUUGAGAGAAUUAAAGCGAAAAAAAGCUUUAUUGAAAAGCCCUAUUAGUGAUUCGUGUUUAGAAUGCAAUAUUCUGGUGAUAGACAAAAUUGUUGGCCCAGAUUUAAUUCGAAGCCCUUCGGAAGGUAUUGUAUCGGUUUUGAGACAGGAGGGAUUUGUUUUGUCUGACCAGGGUGGUGAGGAAACAGAGAUUGGCCUUUUGAUUGGAAAUGACUUAAUAAAUAAGGUUUUAACGGGGAAAACUCGCAGACUUUCAGAAUUUUUGAUGUUAUAUGAGACCAUAUUUGGCUGGGUAAUUAACGGAAGCUCUGGAGGAGAAGACGUUUUAAAUUGCGCUUUAAGUAUGUAUACUGGAGUUGAGUGCUGUGAGGAGGAAAAGUUAUCAGAUUUGUUGUAUAAUUGGUUUCAAUUGGAAAGUCUAGGAAUUAGGGAUUCGCCUUCAGGGAGGAGUGAAAGCGACGAAAAAAUAAUUCAGAGGUUUGAGGAAAACUUGCGUUUUGAGAAUGGCCGUUACGUUACGGGUCUCCUGUGGAAGCGCGAUCCAAUGGAUUUGAAGGACAAUUUUCAUUUGGCUAAACGGCAAUUUGAUAGAUUGCAAAGAGAAUUGGAAAGUGAUGGCUUUAUUCGUAACCAAUUCGAGGAAAUAAUUAAGUUCCAGAAGGAAAAUAAUAUAGUCGAGGAUUGUGCCGAAGGUGACUCGGGGUACUUCAUGCCGUAUCGGAGCGUGGUCAGGAAAGAUAAAAGCACUACGCAUGUUCGAUUGGUAUUUAAUUGUUCAAGUUCUAAGAGAGGCGAUUUGUCAUUAAAUGAUUAUUUGGAACAAGGCCCUAAUUUGAAUCCCAGUCUAUUGGAUGUCCUUUUGAAAUUUAGAAUAUUUGAAGUAGUUUUUUGUGGAGAUAUAGAAAAGGCUUUUUUGAUGAUUGGAGUGGCUGAACAAGAUCGUCGUUAUUUAAGGUUUUUGUGGCAUACGAAUGAUAAAGACCGAGAAUAUGUGGUGUUGCAAAUGAGUCGCGUUUUGUUUGGAAGUAGAUGCUCACCAUUUUUGUUGCGAGACACAAUCGGAUAUCAUGUCAGAAAAUAUCUCGAAAGAUACCCGGAUUGUGUCGACAUGUUGGACAACGCAUUAUAUGCUGAUGACUUGUGUUACGGCGCUGAGACGGUUCAAAAAGUUUUCAGUUUGUCUUCAGGUGCAGUUACUAUCUUGAAAGAUGCAGGGUUUAACUUGAGAAAGCUAUGCACGAAUUCUAAGGAGUUGCAGACAUUGUGGACUCAAAAUGGAUUAAGUGAUGGUGUUGGGUCUGAGCAAGAUUCUAAGUUGAAGGUUUUGGGUUUAGUGUGGGAUUUAAAGGAGGAUUGUUUGGGGGUUGAGGUUGUGCCUUUGUUGAAUAGCUUGGAGCCGGUAAGGAAUACAAAGCGGUCUGUGUUGAGUGUUGUUGCUAGGGUGUUCGAUCCUUUGGGUUUUAUUAGUCCGUUGGUUGUGCGUGUUAAGAAACUUGUACUGGAAAUUUUUGAAAGAGGUAUUGAUUGGGACUCAGAGUUGCCAGAGGAUUUGAGAAAUAAGUGGGAGAGGUGGUGUUGUGAAGUAGGUUGUUUGUCUGACGUGCGAAUAGAUAGAUGUUGUUUUUCUAACUGGGAUAGGGAUGCUGGUGGAAUGGAGAUGCACAUAUUUUGUGACGCGUCGCAGAUUGCAUAUGGAGCAGUUGCGUAUUUUUGGUGGGAAACUUCAUCGGGUGAGGUUGGAGCGUACUUUGUCAUGGCGAAAAGUAGAUUAGCACCGUUGAAAAAAUUGAGCUUACCUAGAUUAGAGUUGAUGGAAGCAUUGGUUGGUGCUAGAUUGUGUAAACAUUUAUCGGUGGUUUUUAAGAAUUGGGUGAAAAGAGUUGUUAUGUGGACAGAUUCUGAGAUUGGUUUGCAUUGGAUUAAGAGUUCAGCGUCGGAAUGGAAACAGUUUGUGGCAAAUAGAGUCGUUGAAAUUCAGAAUUGUGUAGUUCCUGAUAGGUGGUUCCACUGUCCAGGUGUGGAGAACCCAGCUGAUCGGUUGACCAGAGGAGUGUCGGCGGGAUCACUAAAAAACGAUAUGUGGUGGAGUGGACCUCGAUGGUUGAAAUCACCGCAGAGCGACUGGCCUCAACAAAAACUCAGAGUUCAACACGAGAGUCUACCUGAGAAAAAGAUUGUUGUACACACUACGAUUGUUAAAGAUGAUCCAUUGAUUGACAUUUCCAGAUUUAGUAGUCUUAACAAGCUGCUGAGAGUUACUGCCUAUGUGUUGCGGUUUCUUGGGAAACUUAGAGGUAGAAGCAGACAGAGAGGUCCGUUGGUGGCGGCGGAGAUCAUCGAAGCAGAAGAAUUUUGGGUGAAGCAAGUUCAACGUGAACACUUUGAUCCUGAAAUAACUCGUCUCAACCGAGGUCAACAGAUUCUCGCUAGUUCACGAAUAUGGAGUCUUGCUUCCUAUCUGCAGGACGGUCUUCUUCGUGUAAAAGGACGUUUAGAGCAAAGCGUGUUGACGCAGGAAGAAAAGCGCCCAAUACUUCUGCCCUAG
This is a messenger RNA of Argiope bruennichi, 3231 nucleotides long. RefSeq lists its product as uncharacterized. The transcript has 2 exons. Lineage: Eukaryota; Metazoa; Arthropoda; Arachnida; Araneae; Araneidae. Bases 1 to 3231 code for a protein of 1076 amino acids. The record is from RefSeq and is a predicted model, not a curated record.